AUGAGAAAUGCCCGCAGCAGUUUCUCAAGGAAUCCCUUGCUGAGGGUAUCUCGGCCUGUGUCAGCAUGCUCGCGAUGUCGCUCUGCCAAGGUCAAGUGCGACGGCAAGCUGCCAGCCUGCACGGCCUGUGAAAGAGCAGGCCGUGAAAACGACUGUUCGGCUGCCAAUGACCAGUUUGCCAGAGGCAAGGAGCGAAGCUAUGUGGCCGCGCUUGAACUCCGCAUAGAAAAGCUCGAGCGACGGCUCAGCUAUGCCAAAUCUCGCAAAGCGUCUGUUGUGCAACAUGAAGCCGACGGAGUUUCUCACAUCAAUCUUGGUGAAUCAGACAGGAGGGAUUCCCUGGCCGUUAUCCGCGACGCGAUCCAUCGCAAGGCGGCCCGGAACCGAGAGAACUCGGAUGUCAACUCGUUGAUAUCAGACUUUGGCAUUCUGUCCGUGGAUGCCACCACCCGAGACUUUGAGCCAUCAAUAGGCAACAUUACGUUUGCGAGGCUGGUCCUGGCAGCAACCGCAAAGGAUCCAUUGCCCCAGUCCAGCCAGUCCAAGCUGCCCUCCAAACAGCUUGCCCAUAGUCUAGUUGAGUACUUCAUGUCAAACGUGUACUGCCUGUUUCCCUGUUUCUCGGAAACGGCUCUUCUGACCACCUUGGACGAUGUGUUUCGUCAAGACGAUCGCGCCGUCAAAGACUCUGACUACUGGUUGCUCUACCUUGUUCUUGCCAUAGGCUCAACCGCCCAGAGUCGCGCGAGCAACGAUGAACGCUACGGCAACGGCGUUGAUUUCGUCUGCAGGGCGCUUGCGUACGCGGACAGAGCCCUUGCGCCUGGAUACGUUGCCCAGAUUCAGUCGCUACUGUUGCUGACCGUCUACUCCAUGCUGGAUCCGGCACACUUUGACACAUGGCAUCUCAUCGGGCUCACCGCGCGGGCCGUGGUUGACUUGGGUCUUCACCAAGAUCCGCCAAUGACCUCGACGUCUGAUGGAUCGGCUCUGAAUAUGCGGCGCAACAUUUUCUACUGCACCUAUGCGCUCGAUCGCGCCAUUAGCAUGGUCCAUGCGCGGGCUUUCUCCUUUACAGACGAGUCCAUCAAUGUCGCCUUUCCUCAACCAACCGCUGUGGGCGACGGGCAGUUGAUUACACGACGGAACUCAGGGUCUGCCGACUCGGCACUGCUGCUCUUCCAGCUUCGCCGGGCGCAGUCCUACUGGUACCAGGCUCUCUAUCAGUCCGAACCGACCCCGUUGCCCAGCCCCGCCGCCUUCCUCUGGCAAAUGUGCCUGGACAUGAGGGAGUGGCAGGACUCGCUUCCCGGCACCCUCCCACCAGCCGUCCGGCAAAUGUUUGAGCAAGAGCUGCGUUACAGCCACGUGUACUGCCUGGCGCCGUGCGCCCGAGCGCCGCAGAUGACGGACUACACCCGGCUUUUGAUUUUUGAAUACUCGCUGGAGUACCUGGAGAUUAUGCACGACGUUGCCUUCCGGGGCUUGAACGGCGCCUUUUACACGUACCAUGACGCUCUUAAGGUGUACUUCAUGGCCAACCAGUUCCUGGCGGUUUUGCGAGACGCUCAAGACCUGAUCUUGUCCGGGGCACGUGUGCCGCCGCCGCCUGCUCCGCCCGGGUCAGCUCCCCCGCCUCCCAUCCCGCGGCGCCAUCUCCGGCCUGGCGUUCCGCUGGACAGCAACCUGGACAGGAGCCUGGGGUGCUUGGAACGAGUCCCAAAGACGCUGAAGCUGUACAGCGUGCGGUGGGCCGACGCCAUGAUGCUGAAGCAGAGCUGGGAGCAGCUAUCCAACGAAACCGUGGAGCGACUGCGAAGCGUCCACCAGCAGCUGUCGGGCGUCCCUCUCAACCAAGGCCACGUGCAGUAUGCAAACAGGAUGCCGUCGGCGAGCCAACAGGGAGUACUUCAAACCCCCGUAGGCCCCGGGCAGCAGCAGCAGCAGCAACCGUCGGCGGCGGGCGUGGGAUGGGUCAAUGUCGAGGCUGCGCAAAUGAUGCGCGGCCCAGGGUGA
Ustilaginoidea virens is the source of this 2016-nucleotide messenger RNA. RefSeq lists its product as uncharacterized. The coding region runs from base 1 to 2016 and encodes 671 amino acids. NCBI's taxonomy places the organism in Eukaryota, Fungi, Ascomycota, Sordariomycetes, Hypocreales, Clavicipitaceae. The record is from RefSeq and is a predicted model, not a curated record. Gene Ontology annotation, biological process: DNA-templated transcription; positive regulation of transcription by RNA polymerase II. Gene Ontology annotation, molecular function: DNA-binding transcription factor activity, RNA polymerase II-specific; sequence-specific DNA binding; zinc ion binding. The transcript is spliced from 6 exons.